Molecule: messenger RNA, 1717 nt
Organism: Melospiza georgiana
Lineage: Eukaryota; Metazoa; Chordata; Aves; Passeriformes; Passerellidae
Product: 5-hydroxytryptamine receptor 7-like
Exons: 3
Coding region: 145-1428 (427 amino acids)
Biological process (GO): smooth muscle contraction; chemical synaptic transmission; circadian rhythm
Cellular component (GO): membrane
Molecular function (GO): G protein-coupled serotonin receptor activity
Source: RefSeq, a predicted model, not a curated record
GAGGCGGGGAGGGGAGAAGGAUGCUCCGGGGGUGGCUCUUUGCUUCCUCGCCCGCCCGGAGCUCGCAGGGGCUCGCCUGGAGGAUGUCUCACCCCCUCGGCACAGGUGUCACUGCUGGGGGAGCGCUGGUGGCGAGCUCGGAGCAUGCUGCUGAGGGCCAGCCCCAGGAGGUUUCUGGAGCAGCACCUUCUGCUGGUGGAGAGCGCAGAGCAGCAGCGGCCGGCUCGGGAAGCGCUCCCGAAUCCAUUCAUGACUGAGGAACCUCCCGCCCCAGCCGAGCCCGAGCUGCCGCCCUCCAACCUCACCAACAACGGCACCGACUGCGGCGAGGAGAUCCUGCUCUAUGGGGACACCGAGAAGGUCGUCAUCGGGGCCGUGCUCUCCAUCAUCAUCCUCACCACCAUCGCCGGCAACGGGCUGGUCAUCAUCUCCGUGUGCAUCGUCAAGAAGCUCCGGCAGCCCUCCAACUACCUGGUGGUGUCCCUGGCCGCCGCCGACCUGUCAGUGGCCUUUGCUGUCAUGCCCUUUGUCACCAUCACGGACCUGGUGGGGGGAGAGUGGCUCUUUGGGAAGGUGUUCUGCAACGUCUUCAUCGCCAUGGACGUGAUGUGCUGCACCGCCUCCAUCAUGACCUUGUGCAUCAUCAGCGUGGACAGGUACCUGGGCAUCACGCGGCCUCUGACCUACCCCGUGAGGCAGAACGGGAAGCUGAUGGCCAAGAUGGUCUUCAUCGUGUGGCUCCUGUCGGCCUCCAUCACCCUCCCUCCGCUCUUCGGCUGGGCCCAGAACGUGACGGUGGAGCGGGUGUGCCUCAUCAGCCAGGACUUUGGCUACACCGUCUACUCCACGGGGGUGGCCUUCUACAUCCCCAUGGCCGUCAUGCUGGUGAUGUACAGCCGCAUCUACCAGGCGGCCAAGGUGAGCGCCGAGAAGCACCGCUUCAUGAACUUCCCCAAGCACUACGAGGACGAGGGCGUCUACUGCCUCGAGGCCUCCGCCCGCGCCCACCACAGCUCCCGCCGCACCAAGGCCGCCGAGGAGUGCGCCACGCUCUCCAAGCUGCUCCGCCAGGACCGCAAGAACAUUUCCAUCUUCAAGAGGGAGCAGAAAGCCGCCAGGACCCUCGGCAUCAUCGUGGGGGCCUUCACGUUCUGCUGGCUGCCCUUCUUCCUGAUGUCCACGGCGCGGCCGUUCAUCUGCGGCAUCCGCUGCAGCUGCAUGCCCCUGAGGCUGGAGAGGACUCUGCUCUGGCUGGGUUACACCAACUCCCUCAUCAACCCCCUCAUCUACGCCUUCUUCAACAGGGAUUUGAGGACUACUUUCUGGAACCUGCUGCGCUGCAGGUACAGGAACAUCAACAGGAGGCUCUCGGCCGCCAGCAUGCACGAGGCCUUGAAAGCCACGGAGAGGCACGAGUGCAUCCUGUAGUGCCUGACCUCCUGCCUCUCCAUGCCCUCGCUUCCCUGGUGCCCCAGGGGCUGGCAGGAGCUGUCCAGCCCCACCAGACAUUGCCACUGAGGGUGAUGGUCCUUUCCCUCACCCUGGGAACAAGUGGAGGGAACUUUGGGAACAGCCCUUCCUUCUCACUCUGUCCCAGGUGGGAGCAAGAGCUGGGGGGUUCAAGGUCUACCAAUGACUGUGGGCCAGUCACACCACCUUUCUGUGCCUCAGUUUACCCAUCUGUUAUUAAAGUUUAAAAAAAAAAAAAGGAAAAUAA